AUGGCUUUCGCAGACUUCCCUGAGCUGCCUGCGCCCCAGGCGGACCUGGUCAACUACAUUGCCCAGAAUCCGGCCAAGCCCAUGGUCGAGAUCAUGGAGCCCUACCGCAGAUACGAAGCCCACCUGCGCUCGGUGUUUGCCCAGGACAGGGAGAACCCCAUCCUCAAGGAUCCUUACCUCAAUGUCGUUCCUCUGUUUACUGAUGCUACCAAGAGCAUCACCACUCGUGCUCGAGAUCUGGCGUCUGAAUCGGAGGAAGAGAAGUCCAAGUACAUCAUGGUGUUGCCGGACGACAAGCGCCGCCCACAUGGAUCACCAGCAACUGUUGCCAAUCUGGCCGAGUUUCAGAAGAACUUUGGCAUCUUUUCGGAGUCUUCUCUUGCCGAGCUCGACUGGAACAAUGUCGUGGCAGCCGGCUCCUCCGUUGUCAACACGUUGCUGCCAGUUCCAAAUGAGUUCAAAGCGAACAAGAGAAAGCUCCGCGAAUAUUAUCACGAGAAGUUUUGCCCUGCGUCCGAUGUCGACCUCUUCUUGUAUGGUCUCACCCAUGACGAGGCCAUCGAAAAGAUUAAGCAGAUCGAGCAGUCGAUUCGGGACUCGAUCCUGAGCGAAGUCACAGUCGUUCGCACCAAAUAUGCCAUCACUAUUGCUAGUCAAUAUCCCGUUCGGCAUGUGCAGGUCGUUCUCCGUGUGUACAAGUCAGUCAGCGAGAUUCUGACUGGAUUCGACAUUGAUGCCGCUGGAGCCGCCUACGACGGUAAGCAGGUUUACGUGGCUCCCAGGACCCUCGGCAGCAUCAUCACGCAGAUCAACCACAUAGAUCUUUCCAGACGCAGUCCGUCUUAUGAGAACCGCUUGUCCAAAUACUCUCAUCGAAAUUUCGAGGUUUACUGGCCUGAGCUCGACAGAUCCCGCGUUGACCCAACAAUUUUCGAGAGGAGCUUUCAACGAACCUUGGGACUUGCCCGUCUAUUGGUCUUGGAACGACUGCCAACCACGCAUGCUCGCGAUGCCUACCUCAACAAAAGGCGUCAGGAGCGUGGCCGGCCGGCGGUGCAGCGCAACCACUUCAGCCUCAGAGGAAACCUCAAGUCCUACCACGAAGAUGAGGUUGCCGAUUGGCUCUCAGAGGAAGACGUCAGCAACUAUCACACCUUCACUGUUCCGUAUGGCGAGAAAUUCAACGCGAAGCGGAUUGAGAAGCUCUGCUACACCCGAGACCUGCUGCUCAACGCCGAGUGGAACCAGCCAAAGGAGCGCGAAGUCUAUCUGCAUCGCCACCCUGCAUUCUUUGGCAGGGUGGAGGAUGUGAUCGAAGACUGCUGCGGGUCUUGCCCCAAGCCAGUGACCCCGGAAGAGAUUGAGGUUGCCGAGAAAGAGGCUGAGAUAUACAUCUCCGGCAAGGUCACGUUUCUCAUUGACGACCCUGGCAGGCAGCAGAUCGGAUCGUUCAAUCCUUUGACGGAGCAAGACUGGACCGACAUGGCUUAUGUCGGCAACACGGCUAGACUGUUUCAGUCUAUUGUCGAUGAUGAUGUUGACGAUGUCCUGAAUUGGCUCUCUCAAGAAGGCGCAGACCCGAAUCAGAGGGAUUACACCGGACGAGCACCGCUUCAUCUCGCCGCCAUGGUUUCCUCUCCAGGAGUUGUUCGGUGCCUCGUCGACCACGGCGCUCGCCUAACCGCUCGUCUUGCGGACGGUCGAACGGCUCUUCAUCUCGCCGCCGCCAGAGGCCAUGCCGAGAUCAUCAAGAUUCUGAUGGACAAGAGUGAUGAGAAUGAAGAAGCUGAAGAGGACAGGAAGGACAGGCGACGCAAGGCUGCUAGGGCCCAAGGGAGUGACAACAACGAAGACACUGAAAAGUCACCCGAGGGAGCCGAGGAUGCAGAGGAUUCAGACAUUGAGAUUGUGGACAACGCCGAAACCGAGACAGACGCAGUCUCAAUCGUUACUGGGUCGUUCGUCAAGGUAGAGAAGGGCAAGGAAAACACAGGCACGGAGGAGCCCACACUCGACGAGCCAGAGGAAGGACCAGACUUCUACCAGAUCAACGUACUCGCCUGGGAUGUACCAUGCUCUCCUCUCCAUCUCGCUAUUACAGGAGGGCACGAAGAGGCUGUCAAGACCCUUUGCGAUUAUGGAGCCGAUUCGAUCCUUCCCGUCAAAUUCCUGAAUGUCCCUCAAUACUCGAACCAAGCCGCGGCCAUCCUUACCUUGACGCUUGCACUCUCGCUGCCGACAGAAAAGGCCAAGUCUAUGGCACUGUUGCUUCUCCAACUCGGCGCCACCUGCUCCCAAGCCGAUUCUGACGGGUGUACCGCCUUCCAUCGUUAUGUCGAGAAAGGCAGCGUUGACAUGGUUGGAACACUCAUUGAGAGCGACCCCAGAGGCACUCAGGCAGCCAUCAACCACUUGUUCUUUGGAGGCCAUACGUGGAAUCCCGAUGUUGUCUUGCCGCUUCAGACUGCUCUCGAUAGAGGUGACCCAAUUCUUGUCCUCAAGCUUUUGAAUGCUGGAGCCUCAACCGAGAUCGACUUUGAUGCCUGGCUCAAAUCGGCCAAGGUGACUCCCACACAGGCCAACCACCUCGCAAACCCCGACAUGACCAAGCAGAGGUAUAGGCAGUCGGUGGAGCAGCCUUUGAUCACGGCGAUCCGGUCAGGCGACGUUGAGUCAGUUAUUCAUCUCCUGGAACACGGGGCAAACCCCAACGCGCUCACCCGCGAAACGGAGAACGCAAUGUUGAACGAGUCGCAGCGCAACUAUACCAUCGGAGUCACGGCCUUGGACAUGGUUCAGCGUCUCAUCAAAAAGUUGCGCGAGUACGAUGGAGAAAAGCCGAGAACAAUGUAUACAAAGCCUGAGAAACUGCCGGAUUUCGAACCCUAUUUGAAGGAUCUGGAGCCCGGCACUUAUCAACACUGCGUAGCUUCCUACAGGAUCAAGGAGGCUCGAGAACGAUACCAGCGCGAUAGCGAUAACUACGAGAAAGAGUUGCGGAAAGUGACUAACCCCAAAGGCGUUGUCGAAAAAGCAAACGCAAUCAAGGAGAAGAUUGAGGAGCUCGUCAAGCUGGAAGGUAUCCUUGUUGCCAAAGGCGGGCUGAUUUUCACUGAGCUUCAUCCGGAUAUCAAGAUGACUGGCCGGACCAACGACUACUACAACAGCUAUAUGCCACAUUACCACUACAACAAAGAUGAGCCCAAGAUCCUAUUCCAUGGGGAUGAGUUCAUGACUGAAGCGAGGAGAGAGGGAUAUCUGCGAUUGAUGGAAGCAGCCUGGACUGGGGACGUGGAAACGAUCAAGUCCCUAACUCUUCGAGCUUGGGGUCCCAACAACGAGCAACCCCCGUGCAAGAUGGCCAUCUACGACAACAGUCAAAACUCUCCCUUUUCGGUUGCUUUCCUUCGUGGCCACCACAACGCAGCCAAGGCUAUCUUGGAGAUUAUCAGGGCCCAGUGGUCAGCGCCUGAAAAGGAAAAGGUCCGAUACAAGAUGCAGUCACGAGAUGACGGUGACGAGAGUGAAGACAAUGACGACGACGGCGAUGAGUCGGAGUCAGAUAACGAGCUUCGCAUUGUCUCGGAGGCGAUCGACAAGGCCUUUACCAUCGAUGACGUUGGGCAGAUCUCAAUGCAGGUCAAGUCUCAUGUCAGGCCCAUGGAUGUGAUUACAGGCAUUGCGCAUCGUGUCAUCAUGAAGGAUGACGCACCGCCUGAACUCGGUGGCAUAGCCAGUCUCUUGCGGCAAGCCAUCGAGGCAGAGGACACAACUAGCCUGAAAAUGCUUCUGGGAUUGAUGAAAGAGUACGAAGGUUUGGAGUUGACCGGUGAUGAAGAGGACACCAGCAAGAGAUUCAACAUGGACUCGAGCGACUUCCUAUUCGCAGUCCAAAGCGGGAACACGGAAGCGCUCAGUCUCCUCAUCAAGCGAACUGGCGCAGGAAUCCCCCUGGAUCACCUCGUCAAGAAGAGCGGCGCUGAGCUGAAGCAGAAACCCCGCUACUACCAAGGUCUGACGGUUUAUGGAAAGAAGAGGAAGGACUGGGCAACGGCCGGCCGUAACAUGGUCGUCAGAACCACCGGGGUCCAAACGCCACCUCUUCUUCACGCAGCACUCGGUGGCCGCCUUGAAGCAGUCGAGUUCUUCUUGGGCGACAAGCCUCAUCGUCUGUACGCCGAGUUUGCAAAGUCCAAGACCGCUCUUGAGGAUCCUCGGCUCAAGCAUCUCAUUCAGAGCCCAAUCGGCUUUGAUCGCGUCAUAUCCAAAUGGCUGGGUGCAGACAACGACUUCGUGCUGCACACGGCCAUCUUGGCAUCGCCCUCCGAGAACUCAGUCAAAUUGGUCGAGUACUUGAUCGAAUCCUACCCCGACUCGAUUGAGAGAAAGACUUCCGAUGGCGACACGCCACUGAUGUUGGCUUGUCGUCUUGGUUACGUCCAGUUUGCCAAGAUGCUCAUCGACGCAAAUGCCAACCAGUGCACUCGCAACCACCAGGGAGAAAACAUCUUGCAUGCGGCCGUAGCUGGAAACCCAAUGGCCCGCAGUCUUCGCCGCCUGCUGGAUAUACUCGAUCCCAGUCUCCGAAAUCAUCUGUUUACGGAGCGCAAAAGUCUGCAGGCAAACGGCCUGACGCCGCUACACGCCUGGAUCUCGCAAGUUUCCGGCGUGAGCCAGCAUGACAACUCCGCCUACUAUGGCAGGCGUACGAGGCGCUGGCGACAUCAUCACCACCCUGCACCGGUGCCCUAUACCCGGACUGUGAACAUUGUGGACAUGCUGAAGCUGAUGCUGGAGUAUUCCAAGGGCGAGGAGCUGGACAUGCUCAACGGCGCGGGCGACACUUGCCUGCACACGGCCGUCAUGCAGAAGAUGGUUGCCAUCGUCAAGGUUCUCGUCGACUUCAAGCCGCAGCUGUUGCACAGAGAAAACGCCGUCGGCCGCACCCCUGCCGAGGUGGCUCAGGACAAUGUAACAGCCGACCAAUUUGCGCAGCAGAACAAGGUCCACAGCCCGAGAGUCGACAAGCUCGACGCCUGGCCCACCAAGGCCGUCACCGACUUCGUGACGUGCUCAACCGUCAAGGGUCUCAGCCGCGAACAGCUCCACGAAAAGGUGGUUGAGCUCGGCCUCAGCGGCGAGUACAAGCGCCGCCAGGUGGCCGCCAUCAUCGGCGCCGUCGGCCUGGCGCAGAGCAAGGAGUCGCUCACCCCGGUGACCUGCAACAAGGUCAUCUGGGAUCUCUGCAAGACCGCCAUGGACAAGAACCCCGGGAAGCGCCGCCUCGUCAGCCUCAACGAGGCCAACGACGUCGCGAAGAGGCUCGGCGAGAAGCAUGCGGCCUCGCGCUACUUUUCCGUCCAGGGCCGAGCAGAGGACGAUGACGAGGAGGAGGGAGACGAGGCCGAGGGGGAUGAAAAGGACAACACGAGGGACUUUGCUGCCAACCAGCUUGCGACGAAGCUCGGCCACGCUUGGAGCAUCAACAGCUAUGUAGCUGAGCAGUAUGGCAUUGAGAAAUGCGAUGCGUGCGGGUCGUAUCAUGACGGAAUGUGCAAUCUCAACUUCCCAUGA
Molecule: messenger RNA, 5574 nt
Organism: Trichoderma citrinoviride
Lineage: Eukaryota; Fungi; Ascomycota; Sordariomycetes; Hypocreales; Hypocreaceae
Product: ankyrin
Exons: 6
Coding region: 1-5574 (1857 amino acids)
Molecular function (GO): protein binding
Source: RefSeq, a predicted model, not a curated record